This is a messenger RNA of Sclerotinia sclerotiorum 1980 UF-70, 723 nucleotides long. RefSeq lists its product as hypothetical. The transcript is spliced from 2 exons. The record is from RefSeq and is a predicted model, not a curated record. NCBI's taxonomy places the organism in Eukaryota, Fungi, Ascomycota, Leotiomycetes, Helotiales, Sclerotiniaceae. Bases 1 to 723 code for a protein of 240 amino acids.
AUGUCGUCUUAUCAAUACACUCCUAUUGAUUCUCAUGAACUUCAAAUCCGAGUGUUACAUAUCCUUCCAAGAAGCCAUAGAGCUACCUGUUACACACCCCAAUUGGACGGCUUGUCCGACCAAGGCUAUUCAGAGAGUUCUCACCAUGAUUCGAGAGUGUCAUGCACUUUACACGUAGUAUCUUUGAAAGAUAAUCCAGAGUACCAUGCUCUGUCCUACUGCUGGGGCGACCCUGAUCUCUCACGAGCAAAAAUUCUACUCGAUGAGACAGAAAUCGAAGUUACCACUAGUUUGGAACAAGCUUUAAGGACAUUUCGGCAUGAGUCAAUACCGAUGGUCUUCUGGGCAGAUGCGAUAUGUAUCAAUCAAAAUGAUCCAGACGAUAAGGCAGAGCAAAUUAAAUUGAUGAGAGAUAUCUACACUUGUGCAAGUUUCUUAGAUGUCUUUCUGGGCGGUGGAACUACUGAGACCGACGAGGCCAUGGACUCGACUCUAACUAUAGGACAGGCUGCUUUUGAUGCAGGAAUAUUUUCUGUUACGGUAGAUAGUAUGAGAGAUUGUGAAUUUUAUAUCCGAGAGGACCAUGAAGGCUACGGAUUCAACCGCCCGAAACUAGACGAUCCGCUCGCGGAUUUGAAGCGAUCAUUGUAUGAACUUGCUAUGGAUAUUGGCUUCAACUUUCCUUACCUUGGUUGGUAUGAGAUUGGAAAGCGAGACUAUUGA